GCCUUUUCCUGUCCACGUGACCCUUUCCAGUUGGCCAACGUUAAAAAAAAAAACACCCUAUAUCAGGUUGUGUCCCAAACAGCAUCCUAGUCCCUUCGUUCAUUCUCGAAGUCUGCACUUGGUGUGACGUCAUCAAGGCAUAACCGGACUGUGGAGCCCUUGAGUAGUCGAGUUCAGAAAACGAGUGUUUGGAACACGAACAAGAAUGACUGAACGUUAGGCUAGAUGUUAUGCUAGCGGAGUUGGUGAAAGUGUUUUAUUUUCGAAGUGGGUUCAUGUUUUGUUUUAGCAAUUUUUAGUAUUUUUAAUGAGCAGCUAUGAUGAAAGUUAAUUUUAUCAUAAAUUGGAAUGAGGUUAGAGCUGUUUAAGCGAGAACAAACAAGCAAACAGCCAGGCUAAGCGGCUAACUUGGAAACAAAAUGGCGGAUGAGGACUUCUUGCUGGCUGUGCAGCUGCAGGAACAGUUUGAUAGCGAGCUCUCGGGUUCUGGAUGGAGCGAUGGGAGCAGUGACGGCUGUCCUCUGAGCAAGAAGCGGAAAGUGGAGUCGUAUUCCCGGCCUGGGCAGCCUGAAAGGCCGCUGUCUAUAGUGGACGAGUCGUGGGAGAUGCUGGACCCGAAUCCAGAUGUUCGAGCCAUGUUCCUUCAGUUCAACCAGAUGUUCUUCUGGGGGAAACUCAGCGGGAUUGAAGUCAAAUGGAGCCCUAGGAUGACCCUGUGUGCCGGCGUGUGCUCGUACGAAGGCAGAGGAGGCCUGUGUUCCAUCCGUCUCAGCGAACCGCUUCUGAAACUCCGACCUCGUAAAGACCUGGUGGAGACGCUCCUGCACGAGAUGAUCCACGCCCUGCUGUUCGUCACGCAGAACAACCGAGACCGGGACGGACACGGGCCGGAGUUCUGCAAGCACAUGAACCGAAUAAAUCAAGCCAGCGGAACAAAAAUCUCUGUUUAUCACUCCUUCCAUGACGAGGUGGACGUGUACCGGCAGCACUGGUGGCGCUGUAACGGCCCGUGUCAGAACCGCAGGCCCUUCUUCGGCUACGUGAAGAGGGCGAUGAACCGAGCGCCGUCAGCCAGAGACCCGUGGUGGGAGGAUCACCGGAGAACAUGCGGAGGAACGUUCAGCAAGAUCAAAGAGCCAGAGAAUUACGGGAAGAAGGGCAAGAACGUCCCGAAGAAGCCUGUCAACAGCACUGCAGGCUCACGUUCUCAGGAUAUCAGGAACGUCAUCCCGUUCAGCGGUAGAGGUAUCGUUCUUGGUGGGAGCACACGUCCAUCAGCAUCCAUCCAGGAACCCCUCAUCCACAGUGCCACCCACUCACCAGAGCCAGCUGAUGCUACCACCACCACCGCUCUUCCGAAAAGGUCAAUCAGCAACCCCAAAGCCUUCGUCAAUGUCAGCGGCUCUCCUGUAAGAGUCACCAAAACCAACGGCAGCUUGUUGGGACCCAAACAGAGAACGGUAAAGGAUCUUUUCCGAAACAAAAGCCUGAGAUCGCCAGAGAAAACGAAUCCAACAGAACCAAAGCAAGCGUCCGUUAAUACACUGAUUUUGGAUAGUGCCUUAAAUCUGAACUCUGCUCAAACCAGCCCCGUUAAUAAGAGCUCGUCGGGUUCUUCAGGGUCGCCCCUUUCCAAAUACUUUGCUCGCACUAAGAGUACUGGAACCGGAAUUCCAGGUCCCAUCAAACCAGAAAACGGCGUUCCAGGUUUCACUUCAGGGCGGUUUGAAAACCGGAAAAGUGCUGCUUCGAUAUCUGAGAUCAAACCAGAAAAUGUUUGUGUUCCAACUUCCAGUUUAAAAUACUUUGGAAAUCCAAAAAGUUCUGGAGCCGGAACGCCAGAUUCCAGUUCGACCGGUUCCAAUUCAACACACUUUGGAAGCCAGAGCCAUUCAGACCCGCCUCCUGCCAACUUUAGCAGCAAGGUUCCGAGUUCCAGUUUCCCACACUUCAGAAGUCCCAAAGGUCCUGGAACCGGAAUUCUCAGUUCUAGUUCUCCAAGUUCCAUCGGCUCAGAAUGCAGCGUUCCAAAGUCCAGUUCGAGACGUUUUGAAAAUCAGAAAAGUUCUGGAACUGGAAGGUCGGCUUCUUCCAGCACGCCAAGCUCCAAUUUGACGUUCGUAGGAAGUCCAGAGAAAUCCGGGUCGUUUAUUCCGGCAUCCGCCUCCAGAAGCCCGCACAAACCUGGCGCUGGAGCUGGGACUGGAGGGAAGAAAAGGUGGCAGGAAGACCGGAAUUCUACACACAUCUUUGAUUUCUUCCAGCGAGUCGUCCACUCGCCUGCAUCUUCCUCAAUCUCCAAGGAGCGUCAGGAAGAGGGACCCGGUGCCGAAGUGAACUCUUCCGGUGCGUCCGGAGGGGGAGGUACCUUCCUCGGUUCCGCUCCCCUCACUGUGACCUGCCCCGUGUGCCAGAGCAAAGUGCCGGAGUCCAAAAUUAACCAACAUCUCGACUCAUGUCUCAUGUGACCGUAAUAGUGUGAGCGAGAGACGGAGAUUAUGAGCCGAAGCAUGUUUCUCGGCAAAGAUCUUGACUAAAUAAGGGGCGGCGCCUACGUUACAAAUUUGACACGAAAUUAUGGUCAAGUUUUCCGAUCGACUGGCUCAAACCCCGCCUUCUGAAAAUCAGGACACGCUAAAUAUACUGUAUGUAUUGAAGGAACAAUGGCAUCCUCGUUGGUCUUUUAGCGCUCGCUCAAGGAGAACGGGCGAAGUUUUAACUUCAUACCACCCUCAGGAGCGCUGCACGUCUGCAUAAAUGCAGAGACGUCAAUCUCAGGGACAACUUUCAGGUUUCUUGGGAAGGGCUGACAUUCAAGUCAAGCUUCAAAAACUUGUAGGACUGGAAACGUCCUCGUAAAACACUUUUUCAUGAGCAACGUAAAACCGCAUGUAAUCUAAUGAAUCGCUUCCCAAAGUCAAGUCGAUUCAGAGGCGAAUCACUUUCUGGCUGCAGCGAGGGUUCCAUUCAAACGCUGUAGACGUGGAAAAUAACUGGUUUUGCCGCUGAGAACAGGCGCAUCACGAAGCGAGCGUCCUGAUUGGGCAGCAUUGCUGUGAUCGACUGCUCCAUCCUUUGGCGCUUCAGCGUUAUCGGAUUUUUCCACAUCAUUAUCGAUUACGCUUCUUGUGCACCCCGUCAGGGUGUGCUUCACACCUUCUUCUUUUCAGCUCAACAACUCCACCCAGAAACAGCAGCAUGAUCCGGUGAAUCAAAGCAGACGGGUGACACAUGACUCACUUUUACAGGUGUUGCACGUCACGGAUGAAUACGUGAUUCGUGACUCAUAGCAGAGAUCGUGUUAAGAAAUAAAUCUUGUCACACAGCGCACAAGCUUUGGUUGGUUUUAUUGUCCAUGUUGAGCCUGGACACAAUGCUGCUGAUUUUUUUUUUUUAAAGAAAAAAUGAAUAGCUGCUCUAAAUCAGUGUAUUAUUAUUAUUAUUAUUAUUAUUAUUAUUAUUAUAAUGUAGAAUGUGUGUCCUAUCUGUUUCAAUUUUUGUACCAAGUUCAUAUUUGAAUAAAUAUAACUCUAAUCUGUCGUCUUUAUCAUUUAUAAUUUUAUUUAUUUAUUUUUUUUAUCGCACUGGGACGGGUUUGGAAAGCAGAACUGGGGAAAACCUUUUCUCAGGAAGAAAUCUGCCACCGGAAAAGUUUCACAAUCCUAGUUUUCAUUCGCAUGUCCAUACCGGAGUCGUCUUUAUGAGUAGCACGCUGUGUGAGCACAAUCGCUAUCAGGCGCGUUAAAAUGUAAAUAACUUUUCUAGAAUUUCACCAAAACUCAUUGAAUUUUCAGCAUUGUAAGAGAACUCCCUAAAGUAUUAUUCAGCAAAACCCCAGAAUGAUAGCACAAAUCUAGAAUUUUUAACAGAAUUUUAGUUCUUAAAAUUUAAGGUAAUUAUGGACAUCACGCGUAACAUUUACACCCGUGAAAAAUCACUUUGAAUGCGGUUUUGAAAGUUUUGAUCAAAUAUUCUCUAUAAUAAAAAAAAAAAAAUCGCUUAAAUAUUAUAAACAGUCUUUUUAAUGUAUCAAAAAAUAAUUUUGAUAAAGCAAGGAAAUUCGGAAGAAAAUUUUUUUCUUUUGCUUGUUGUGCGCGUCACGCUACCAAAAUCUAACUAACCCCUUCACGAACAAUUCCAACUUUCAUGGACUUGUAGCGCAAAUAAACCUUUCAAAAAAAUAUAUAAUACUUCUCACCCAGUAAAUUAGAAUCCUGGUGAUUUAUAUCCUCGUAGCUUCAGUAGAUCUAGAGAUUUAGUCGAUUUAAUAAAUCCCAAACGCUGUGAAACACGCCAGCCAUCUAUGGUGAGAAGUGCUGCUGUAGUUGAGAAACUCUCAUUUCUCCCGCUUCCAACCAACUCCGUGACCCAUACCAAAAUAACAAUGUCACGCUCAUCACUUAAGGAUGAUUUAUGCCAAGUUUCACGGAAAAAUACAGCGAAAUAAACUUGCUAGAAGCAUUUUUCAAAAUCCCAAACAUUAUGAAACAUUUCUUGUAGGGUUUCAGGUUACAAAUUUCGAGAAUAGAGAAAUUGCGGCGCAAAAGUUUGCCACUAAACUCGCGAAAAUACUCCGUCCUAGCGAGUUUCACAACCGAACUAGGCUACGUGACAGUCCGUGACCACCCAGAAAUGUUCUAGAAGGUACGCUUCUAGGCACAUGCGAUCGAGAAAGACGCCACGUGAAGGUAGUAAAGGUAGUAUUUCCACUGUCUUAUGGGUCAUUCUACGAAACCGGUGCCUUUUGUGUCCGCAUAAUUUCAUGACCUCUAAAAAAAAAAAAGUCAGAAAUUGUGAAAAUGUAUUUCAAAUGAACAAAACUGUUUAUUUAAGUGUUGUGAAUUACACAAUGCAUGUUUUACUGUCACUGUAAACAAAAAUCCUACAUUUUUUUUUUUCAUCUUUUUAUCAUAUACUGUACACAACCUAUUUUCCCAUGUCCGGGAAGUCCCGUAUGGAAUUUGCACCUAACAUAUUUACAUAAAUAUAUACAUUUUUCAAACAAUUUUUUUAUUAAUUUCAUGAAUAAAAUUACAUCCUUCGUAAAAUACAAUAGUUUUGUUUAGAAUAAAAGUAUCAUUUAUUAUCUAAAAAUCACAAUUUAUGCUCGUCCUACAAUUUUACAUACCACCCUGUAACGCUUACACAUUUUGGCUGUUAGAAAGACAGUGUCUCUUUAAGUGACAUCACAGGAAGCUGAUGACAUCACUCAAACCCUUGGCCAAAGUCAGGAUCCCAAGCAGGCAAGUUCCCACACAAUUUGAUAUGAUUUAUUUGCUCUUUUUGGUAGUUAGAUAGGGUCCGUUAAGCUUAACCUUACCACCCUGUAACGCAUAAUAGACAGGGAAACUAUAAAAAAUUCUUGUUUUUUUCAGCUUUUUAGGAAAAUGGAGGGAUUUGUAAACUGGAUUGUACACUUGUUAGCUAUGCUAGUUAUUAUCAGAACUAGCUGAGGUCAUUCUGAGGUGAAAUUUACCACCCUGUAACAUACCACCCUUUAACACUUUGUAUUGUUACAGGGUGGUAAAGGGAACAUAUGAGGGCUUGUCAGUGGCAUUAAGAUUAUAAUUCAUUCAAAUGUUGUAUCUAUAUUUAGGUAUUUACAAAUUAUUAUAAGUACAGAAACCUAUUUAUUUAUUUAUUUAUUUAUUAAGAGCACUGGGAAUACAAUCAAAGCUUCAGUGAGUCAUUAGCAGUGAGUUCAUACCAGCCAGAUAGUUUGAAUGCUGCGUUUUUAUGUAAACAAAAUCUAACAACCAGUUACGAGUUGUCCUGGAAGUCAUUGAACCGCCACAACCUGUGACAUCCCGUCACCUUGGAAUCCAGAGGGAUGUAUGGAAGCGUCUUUCCAAGAUCCAUGCCUAAUCAUCAUUAGAGUCAGAAAUAUAGCUAGAAUCAGUUAGAGUUAGAAAAGUUAGUUAACGAUUCAGGGUGCAAUGUUGGUGUUUUAAACAAUAGUUUCAAAGCUAAAUGUACUUCAUGUUUUUGUAUGGUCCAUGAGAAAUGAAAUUAAGAACAACAACAACAAAAAUAAUCUUCUGAAUUCUGCCCAUGUUGAAUGCACUUACUACUGUUUUUUUAUUUGUAUUUGUGAAACCUUUUUAUCAAUAAAUAUUUCAUAUGUA
Messenger RNA from Neoarius graeffei (lesser salmon catfish), 6125 nucleotides. RefSeq names its product SprT-like N-terminal domain (gene sprtn). The coding region runs from base 420 to 2468 and encodes 682 amino acids. The transcript has 5 exons. The record is from RefSeq and is a predicted model, not a curated record. Gene Ontology annotation, molecular function: metalloendopeptidase activity; single-stranded DNA binding; polyubiquitin modification-dependent protein binding. Lineage: Eukaryota; Metazoa; Chordata; Actinopteri; Siluriformes; Ariidae. Gene Ontology annotation, biological process: DNA repair. Gene Ontology annotation, cellular component: nucleus.